This is a messenger RNA of Bactrocera oleae (olive fruit fly), 1377 nucleotides long. Lineage: Eukaryota; Metazoa; Arthropoda; Insecta; Diptera; Tephritidae. The record is from RefSeq and is a predicted model, not a curated record.
GGAGUAUUCUCAUUGUUGACGUGGCGAUGGCACGAGUGUCAUCUAAUUUUGGAAACCUCUUAUUUUAAUCUGAGCAUCUGCUUAUACCCCAUGCUCCACAACUACAAAAAUAGGCGGCAGCUACAGACGCCUUAGUUGUGUCAGUCCAACACAGGAAAUACGGCGAAAAAUUUUCUGGCUGAAAAAAAGAUAUUCCCACCGCUAUACAAGUAUACAUAAGUACAUAUCCCUUCGAUAAACACUCGCAUCCAUCCAUGUACUAUUAUGUAUUUAUACAGAUGGAAUCAAGACGAUCAGUUAUUAUAGUGCAAUCAUGAAUAUUAGACGCAUAACGGGAUCGUAUUAUUCUCACUCUCGUGAAACAUCACAACGUUGCUUUAAUCAUUACGCUUGCGAUUACGCACUUAGCGAUCCAGUUUUAAUAGUUAUUACUUUAACAGCGGUGGUUGGUUCCUUUUGUUUACUAAGCGGGUUAAUUAUUUUGUGUGCAGUUUCCAAAACACUGCACGAUCAAACUUCGGAGGCUAUUCUUCUAUUAGGAAUUGGUUUCUUCAUCUACACGAUUGCUUUUGUUUCCUGGAAAAUAACGAAUGCCAGAAGAAUCGCUCAUAUAACAGAAGCGCUUAAUAAAAAAACCACACCAGCCAUUGUGUGAAAACUUAUGAUGAUAUAAGCCCAGACGGGAGUGUGAAUGAUUAUAAACGAAAUUGCAGUACAAUAUUAUUUAUUUCUAUAGAAUUUAGGACUUAAUGAAAUUGAUACGUAUUUGUAUGUAAGUAUACUAUAAGUUGAUCAUAAUAAUCAUUAAAUAAUCCUGCAGAGAUUCUAAUAGAAAGAGUUUAAAUAGCCAUGUUAUUUAGCAUGUUUAGGUCUAAUGUAAAACUACUUGAAGUAAUUUGGUCAGAUAUUGGAAAUAUGGGAACCACUGCUUUCGCCAUUAAUCGGAGCUCUUCUGUUUUUUAAUUUUUGCAAGAAAUUGUAUGUAUGGCAAUGUUUUUGAAUAUCAUACAAUUUAUACAAAAUGAAUUAAAAGGGACAAAUAAAACCAGGUGCAAUAAAAUUUGUAAUUGCAAAUCCAUUCGAGCAAUUUCUUUGAUAGAUCUGUGACCCAAUCUUAUCUAAAUACUAUCAGAUGAUGUUAUAUCAAUUUUGAACUACUCAACUCACAUUUUAGAUGAGCAGAUUAGUGUGAAACUUUUAUACCGCCCUCUUCGUCCGAAGUCAGGCCACAAGCACGCCAAUUUAAAUCAUGUUAGAACCUAACUUGUGGCAACUCUGCAGAAAUCGGUCCAAAUCGACCUCUAUUACGGUUUGCAAGUGAAGGUAAAGCAAUUCAACUUCAGAUCAACCAAACUGUUUUUUUGUAUUAUGAACUAC